Messenger RNA from Gilbertella persicaria, 738 nucleotides. RefSeq lists its product as uncharacterized. The annotation marks the transcript as partial. The transcript is spliced from 5 exons. Gene Ontology annotation, biological process: actin filament organization. The record is from RefSeq and is a predicted model, not a curated record. NCBI's taxonomy places the organism in Eukaryota, Fungi, Mucoromycota, Mucoromycetes, Mucorales, Choanephoraceae.
AAAAUUUAUGCGGCUACAGUAGCUCGUCUCUAUGUAGCUUAUCCUAAUCCAAACAAAUGGGCUUAUUCUAAUAUAUGGGGAGCUGUUGCUUUUCUGAAAGACAAGAAAAAACACUCCUAUUAUAUUCGAAUUAUAGACUUGAUUAAUCAUAGGGGCAUUAUUUGGGAGCAAGAGCUGUAUGAUGGAUUUGAAGUGGCAAAACAUACGCCUUUCUUUUUCUCGUUUGCUACAGAUGAAUAUAUGGCAGGCUUAUCAUUUGCAGAUGAGGAUGAUGCCAAUAUAUUUUAUACAAAGAUCACUACAAGAGAAAUAACAAAGAGUAGUGCAAAGAAUAAAAAGAAAGGUAUAACAAAUGAUGCAAUAGGAAAACUAGAUAAAUCUCAGAUUGGCCUGCCUUCAGAAUUCAGGCAUUUAGGCCAUAUUGGUUACACACCAAACAAAGGAUUUAGUGUACAAAACACAAGCCCUGAAUGGAAUGGUUUAUUUGAUCAAUUGAAGGACCUUGGCAUUUCACCAGAAGAAAUUCAUGAAAAUGAAGACUUUAUUAAGGAAUUUGUUAAUGAAAGAGGUGGCCCACCUCCACCUCCAAAAAGACCAGUGAGUUCUAUGGCAACAGGUGGUUCUACUCGCAUGAAUCGUGCACCUCCACCUCCACCUUCAAGAAGAGCAGCACCACCACCACCGCCUGUUGGAGGUAUAUAUGAUAGUGAUUUCUUUUUUAUCGUAUCUGUCAUCUAA